UGGGCGCCCUGUGCUACUGCAUCAGUGAGCUGCUGGUGUGAGGCGCACUGCAUCAGACGCAGUCGGCAUCACACGGGCCACCGUCCUCGCCGUACGAUCGUCGAAAUUAAAUCGUUUCCAAGACUGUUCAAGAUGUCAAAGCCACUGACAGACCAAGAGAAGAGAAAACAAAUUUCGGUGCGCGGUCUCGCCGGGGUCGAAAACGUUGCCGAUCUUAAAACCAAUUUUAAUCGCCAUUUACAUUUCACACUGGUAAAGGAUCGUAAUGUGGCAACGAAGCGGGACUACUACUUCGCCCUGGCGCAUACUGUGCGCGACCAUUUGGUGGGAAGAUGGAUCAGAACACAGCAACAUUACUACGAGACUGACCCUAAACGCGUGUACUACCUCUCACUGGAGUUCUACAUGGGUCGCACGCUGCAAAACACCAUGGUGAAUUUGGCCCUUGAGAAUGCCUGCGACGAGGCCACUUACCAGCUGGGCCUGGACAUGGAAGAGCUGCAGGACAUGGAGGAGGAUGCGGGUCUUGGCAACGGCGGUCUGGGGCGCCUGGCAGCCUGUUUCCUUGACUCCAUGGCUUCCCUGGGUCUCGCAGCCUAUGGCUAUGGCAUCCGGUAUGAGUUUGGAAUCUUCAACCAGAAAGUUGUUAAUGGCUGGCAGGUCGAAGAGGCGGAUGAUUGGCUGCGCUAUGGCAACCCUUGGGAAAAGGCCCGCCCUGAGUACAUGCGGCCCGUGCACUUCUAUGGCCGAGUGGAACGCGGUCCUGAUGGAGUCAAAUGGGUCGACACACAGAUGGUGUUGGCCAUGCCGUAUGAUACGCCAGUCCCCGGAUACAGGAAUAACAUUGUGAACACCAUGAGACUCUGGUCAGCCAAGGCUCCUUGUGAAUUCAACCUUAAAGACUUUAAUGUGGGUGGCUAUAUCCAGGCUGUUUUGGACAGAAAUCUGGCAGAGAAUAUUUCCCGUGUGCUUUACCCCAAUGACAAUUUCUUUGAGGGCAAGGAGCUGCGUUUAAAACAGGAGUACUUUGUGGUGGCCGCUACUCUUCAGGACAUCAUCCGCCGCUUCAAAGCGUCCAAGUUUGGCUCAACAGAGAUUGUUCGCGUGGACCUGACCAAGUUACCUGACAAGGUGGCCAUCCAGCUGAAUGACACCCACCCAGCUCUCGCCAUCCCUGAGCUCAUGCGUCUCCUUGUGGACGAGGAGAAGCUGUCUUGGGACAAAGCAUGGGACAUCACAGUGCGUACCUGUGCGUACACCAACCACACGGUCCUGCCAGAGGCGCUGGAGCGAUGGCCCGUGGACCUGUUCCACAACCUCCUGCCCCGACAUCUGGACAUUAUCUAUGAGAUCAACCAGCGCCACCUGGAGCGUAUCUCCUCCGUGUUCCCUGGUGAUCAAGAUCGCCUGAGGCGCAUGUCUCUCAUUGAGGAGGGCGGGCAGAAGAGAAUCAACAUGGCUCAUCUCUGCAUCGUUGGCUCUCAUGCUGUGAACGGAGUGGCUCGCAUCCACUCCGACAUCAUCAAAAAUACAGUGUUUAAGGACUUUUUUGAAGUGGACCCACAGAAGUUUCAGAACAAGACCAACGGCAUCACUCCUCGACGCUGGCUGGCCAUGUGCAACCCUGGCCUUGCUGAGGUCAUCGCCGAGAGAAUCGGUGAAGACUACAUCCGUGAUCUGGGUCAGCUGAAGAAACUCCUGAACUUUGUGAAUGAUGAUGCCUUCAUCAGAGAUGUUGCCAAGAUCAAACAAGAGAAUAAGAUGAAAUUUGCUGUGUAUCUGGAAGAGCAAUAUAAGGUGAAGAUCAACCCUAACUCCAUGUUUGACAUCCAAGUGAAGAGGAUCCACGAGUACAAGAGGCAGCUACUGAACUGCCUGCACAUCAUCACCUUCUACAACCGCAUCAAGAAGGAGCCCAACAAGUCCUGGACACCCAGGACAAUCAUGAUUGGAGGAAAGGCUGCUCCAGGCUACCACAUGGCUAAGAUGAUCAUCAGGCUCAUUACAGCUAUUGGAGAUGUUGUAAACCAUGACCCAGUGGUGGGAGACCGCCUUAAAGUCAUCUUCCUGGAGAACUACAGGGUUACACUGGCUGAAAAAGCGGUCCCUGCAGCAGACCUGUCGGAGCAGAUCUCCACGGCAGGCACGGAAGCUUCUGGAACAGGAAACAUGAAGUUCAUGCUGAACGGCGCUCUGACCAUCGGCACCAUGGACGGGGCCAACGUGGAGAUGGCAGAGGAGGCCAGAGAGGAGAACCUCUUCAUCUUCGGCAUGAGGGUGGAGGACGUGGAGGCCUUGGACAAGAAAGGGUACGAUGCUGCCGAGUACUACAAUCAAAUCCCUGAACUGAAGCAGGCCAUUGACCAAAUUUCCGGAGGUUUCUUCAGCCCCUGCCAGCCAGACCUUUUCAAGGAUGUGGUCAACAUGCUGAUGCAUCAUGAUAGAUUCAAAGUGUUUGCUGACUAUGAGGACUACAUCAAAUGUCAGGACAGAGUGAGCACUCUGUACAAGAACACUAAGGAAUGGACCAAGAUGGUGAUUCACAACAUUGCUGGCAGUGGCAAGUUCUCCAGCGACCGCACCAUCUCCCAGUACGCCCGAGAGAUCUGGGGGGUGGAGCCCAGUUUGGAGAAGAUUGCUGCCCCAGAUGAGCUACGCUAGGCAGUUAACCGGCACGCGAGCGCUCCCCCUGCUGGAGCCAUUCCUGUUUCAGUUCUUUUCUCCGUUGUGAAGACAUCAAAGUGGUUCUGUCAUAAAGAAAUGCCUGCUUCCACCCCCAGUGUGCCGUGGGACUGCCAAAGUACCUCACGCCUUUUGGUUCACUAGCUUCACUCUCAGAGCUUAAACUUCUUCUCUGUCGUGUGUGUGUGUGUGUGUGUGUGUGUGUGUGUGUGUGUGUGUGUGUGUGUGUGUGUGUGUGUGUGUGUGUGUGUGUGUGUGUGUACGUACGGCACUUUUGUCUCAUACUUAUCUUGAACCAGAAACCAUCUAAACAGUGUUAGCCAUAGGAAUAGAAUGAUAACAAUUUUUGCAAUAUGUUAUGUUGAAAUGGUACUAUGUCUUCCAAUCAUGAACAGAAGAAUAGAAAACAACCCAGUUAUGGAUAAGUAAGACACACAUACUCAAAAACUGUGACAUUUGAGGUUUCUCACAUAAUGUUAAUUCUGUCAGUGAAAAGUUGCCUGUGUGUGUGUGUGGGGGGGGGGGGGUAAUGCACAUGAGCAUGCAUGCAUGUAUGUGUGCAUUCAUAUCUUUCUGUGUGUGUGUGUGUGUGUGUGUUUAUAUGGAACUUCUUCCCAUCCCUUCUACUACUCGGUUUACAGUUUGAUAAGCGAGUCACUGGAAGAAUCUUAAACCUUGGUCCCAAAUCACCAAACAUGCAUACUAAUCUGCUUUAGUCCUUAUCCUAUUGAAAGUAAUCUAAACGUGUUUGUUUAAAGCUGCGUAGCAAGAAGUUACCACUGGAGUGUGGAGUAUAAUACACUGUCUGUAGGUACUGAGUGUUUGACAGCACUAGUUUUACUGUAUUACUUAGAGAAAGUCAGUAAAACUAAAUGAGUUAUUCUGCACCUAGCUGUGGGCUAUGAUGAUUCGGAGUUGGGUCCAAAACCUACUCUAUGAAUGUUCUUUCAAUACCGUCCAAUCACUGAAAGUCCAUUAUAAGAUAAUAAAGCAGAUACAUUAUACACUCCUA
Electrophorus electricus (electric eel) is the source of this 3694-nucleotide messenger RNA. It is a transcript of the gene pygmb, whose product is annotated as phosphorylase, glycogen, muscle b. Gene Ontology annotation, biological process: glycogen catabolic process. The record is from RefSeq and is a predicted model, not a curated record. NCBI's taxonomy places the organism in Eukaryota, Metazoa, Chordata, Actinopteri, Gymnotiformes, Gymnotidae. Gene Ontology annotation, molecular function: glycogen phosphorylase activity; pyridoxal phosphate binding. Gene Ontology annotation, cellular component: cytoplasm.